Molecule: messenger RNA, 2372 nt
Organism: Pangasianodon hypophthalmus (striped catfish)
Lineage: Eukaryota; Metazoa; Chordata; Actinopteri; Siluriformes; Pangasiidae
Gene: lacc1
Product: laccase (multicopper oxidoreductase) domain containing 1
Exons: 5
Coding region: 490-1788 (432 amino acids)
Molecular function (GO): copper ion binding
Source: RefSeq, a predicted model, not a curated record
AAUGUCAGAAGGACUAACAGCACCUGGAGAUAAGAGCAACACCGCUAAUGCCCUGCUUUUUUGUUGUUUAUACUGUAUUUUGUAAACUUCAUACUUUUAUUGUACUAAAAUUGAAUUAGAGUCAUUAAAUGCCUACAGUCUGAAGUUCAUAAUCUCAUAAAGUAAUCAUAAACUCGUUGUUUUCUUGGCCGGUCAGGAAUUUCCAAAAAAGGGCGGUGUGUACAGUCAGCUUAGAGGAAGUGUUAGCGUUAGCGUUAGCGUUAGCACUUCCACUCACAGCUAGGUACAUGAAGUUCCACAUUCACAGCGGUUAUAUAUAAAGAUGUGAAAAGAGCUACAGAGGACACACACUUACACUUCUGCACUUCACAAGACGGAAUCAUUUCCAACACUAACAGCUAAUCCGCAUCCUGAAGCUACUAUCUGAAUACUCUACUCUUAGCUGAAUGUUAGCAAAUCGUGCGUGCUCGGGAAAUCCUCCAUGCUGAGAUGGCUGAGCUCGUUCUGGCGGAUCUGGUUCAUCCUAACUGUCCUCGGUACCGACGCUGCGUGGAGGAGCGCGUGCACAAGCUCCUGAGCUCUCUCGGAAAUGGCACGAGCGAGCCCGUUUACCUCAUUCUCCAACAGCACGCGGGCUGCUCGGAGGAAAUCACCGACACCUUUCUUUUGGAGAGAUGCGCUGGUCUGAACCGACGUGUCCAUGUGUUAACCGACAGCAGCUCUGUAGGCGUGCUGUACGCGUUCAAGCGAGCCGCGGACGAGCUGAGCGUUAAACGCGUGCACGUGAUGACGUGCAGUGCGCGGCGCGCGGAGCUGCAGGAGUGUGAGAAGCAGCUCUUCACCGAGCUCUACACCUUCACCUACAGCAACGAGCUGGACUGCAGCGCCUGUCCUCUCACACAGCUCAACACCACAUGCACACAGCUCCCCCAGCUUAAAGAGCAAAUCAGCGGCUUCCUGCAGCGCCUACCAGCGCUCCAGGGAGAGAUUAGCGUCCUCAAGUCUUCCCUCAUCUCAGACUGCUUUGCCCAUGGCUUCACUACAAGAACAGGGGGAAUUUCCUACAUCAGCACGCUGAGCUCUCUAAACCUGUUCAGCAGUUCUCGUCGCAGAGACUCACGCGCCGUAGUGGCUGAGAACCUACGCCGCCUUGGCUUGCAUGCCGGCUUUCAGCCUCACCAGUUCCACCUCUCCAAGGUUAACCAUGCCAGUGAUGUGUGGGUAAUGAACAAGCCAGAACCUGAGAGCUAUGAUGGCAUUGUGACUAAUCAGCCAGGUGUUGUAAUAGCAGCCCCAGGAGCUGAUUGCAUGCCUCUGCUUUUUGCUGACCCUGUGGGAAAGGUCAUUGGAGUAGCACAUGCAGGCUGGAAGGGAACCCUCAUGGGAGUUGCCAUGGCAACAGUAAAUGCCAUGGUGCGGGAGUUUGGCAGUGAGCUUGCUAACGUGGUGACUGUGAUUGGGCCUUCUGUUGGACCCUGCUGUUUCACUCUGGAUCAAAAUUCAGCAAGAAAGUUCCAGGCCAUCCACCCAGACUGUGUCAGAGAUGUGGAGUCACCUAGGCCUUAUGUGGAUAUCAGACUUGCCACUAGGGUCCUCCUGGAGACAGGCGGUCUCCUCCCAGAGCACAUCCAGGAUAACACAGUGACAAACAGACCCAACAUCACCCUCUGCACCUCCUGCCAUCCUGACUCCUUCUUCUCCCAUGUUAGAGAUGGCACCAACUUUGGCACCCAGAUUGGCUUCCUAUGGAUCAAGGAGCCCCAUGAGUUUAAACAAUCAGAUCUUUAGAAUCAGUGCCUGUACUGCACAAUGCGAGCAUCUCAUUUGGCUGCAGAAGCAAAAACCACCGAUAUUCACAGUACAUAGAAUUCAGUAAGAUGUGUAUAUUUAGAGAUAGAUGAAGUUAGACCUAUUACUGCCAUACCACUUACAUCAUCUCAUACUUUCUGAAGACUAAGACCCAGUGACAGCCUUUUUAAAGAAUGUUUGCAUUCUAAAUGACAGAGGGUAUUGAUAGUAAGAGUAAAUGAUGCAAUUAUUUUUGUUUUGAUUUAAGUUUUGAUGAAUUGCAUGGUUGUAGCUCACUUGGUAGAACUAACUAAUUCCACACUGCUGUUUGAAUUAAUUAAUACAAAAAUUUGUUUACCAUUUAUACUACCUCUUGGCAUUCUCCAUGUAGAGGUACACUGUCUAUAUAACACUGCUAAUUCUCUAGGAACCUGUAAUAUUAAUUUCCUGUGGUAGGCUAUUACCAGUAGCUGAUCUACAGUAUAUAGGGAAGCUCAUUUUCUAAGAGUACACAGUGAUGGAGAGCCACUGUAGGGAAACUAACUGAUGCACAAUAGUAAAAUGUUAUUACAUUAUUGGCAAAA